Molecule: messenger RNA, 1027 nt
Organism: Linum trigynum
Lineage: Eukaryota; Viridiplantae; Streptophyta; Magnoliopsida; Malpighiales; Linaceae
Source: the annotation of a GenBank genome assembly
CCGAACAAAACAAACAAGAUAUUGGGAUUAUGCAUAUAAUUAACGUGCAUAAAUUAGUAAAUGUUUCAGUCACUAAAGUCUUAGGCUCUUGGCCUUGGUAGUCGAAUCUUUUCCCCGCCGCCCCCUAUUUGGUCACAGCUCGCACAUGAGACGUACGUAUCCCUCCACAUUACACGAAUCAAUAUUUUUUUGGCGAUACUCCCAAAUUUUCUAUUUCCGGUAUAAUCGAAAUCAUCAAGAAGACAGCCAAAGCACAAACAAAGUACGUACUGCGAACGUUUCUGCAUGGAUCGGGAAUGUUUUGCCGAAUGGGUCAAAGUAUAAAUGAAACAAGUAAAAUGGGCAUUGUUGUAGGCCUACCCAUAAUAUACAAUAAAGAAAAUAUGAGUUCAUCAUCGUCGACAGGGAAGAAAUCUAAUAAGGUGAUGAUUGUGAUGGUGGCGGUUCUGUUAGUGGUGUCGCUGAGAACUCAAUCGGCGUUGGGCGACGUAAGUUGGCUUUGCAACCCUGAUAUUUUCCAAAAUGACGAUCUGCGGAUUGCUUCGGUAGAUUUUCUGCUCAACAGAUUGGUUGGGGAUAACCAUCCGGGUGCAGGUUACCGGCACGUGAAUAUCUUGGGUGACAGGUUGAUUAUCUACGGUUACCGGUGGGUGGACGAGGGCGCGACGGACUGCAUUUCUGAUGCCAUCCAUGUCCUCUUGGGGAGCCAGUUUUGCUAUCAACACGCCGGAGGUCAAGCAUGGGGAGAUGGAUGUUUACUGAGGUACGAGACCUACCCGUUUCAGGUCUGAUAGUCGUCUGUCGAUCAAACUAUUUGUAUAUGUAUACCUUUCCCAUCAUUUAUGUAUAUGUUUCCUUUCACCCUUGGCUAGUUGCUUUGUAAAAGGGUAAAUAAUAAAACCUAAUGUAGCGGCCGCGGGGCAUGAAUGUAUAAGAGCCCGUGGAAGUGUUUUUCGGUGUCAAAAGCUGAAGCAGUAUCAAACAUCUCUAAAAUCUCAUCUUGAAAAAGUAAAAAAAAAAAAAAACG